This is a messenger RNA of Falco peregrinus (peregrine falcon), 5103 nucleotides long. It is a transcript of the gene LRRC4B, whose product is annotated as leucine rich repeat containing 4B. Gene Ontology annotation, molecular function: protein binding. The record is from RefSeq and is a predicted model, not a curated record. Gene Ontology annotation, cellular component: plasma membrane. Lineage: Eukaryota; Metazoa; Chordata; Aves; Falconiformes; Falconidae.
GGAGGAGGAGGAGGAGGAGGAGGAGGAGGAAGGCUGCGCGGCCGAGCAGGCCGGGGGUGCGGGCACCACCCGGGGCCCUGAAGCCGGACAAUGCCCCUUGGCCAUGGCGGCCCCGGCGCCCCUUAGGAUGCCGCUGCCGCUGCCGCCGCCGGCAUUGCUGCUGCUGCUGCUGCUGCUGCUGGCCCCGGCUGCUCCGGCUGCUGCUCCAACCUCGUGCCCAGCCGCUUGUUCCUGCAGCAACCAGGCGAGCCGGGUGAUUUGCACCCGCCGGGAGCUGCUGGAGGUCCCAGCUAGCAUCUCGGUGAACACGCGGUACCUGAACCUGCAGGAGAACCACAUCCAGGUGAUCCGCACCGACACCUUCAAACACCUGCGGCACCUGGAGAUCCUGCAGCUGAGCCGCAACCUGGUGCGCAAGGUAGAGGUGGGCGCCUUCAACGGGCUGCCCAACCUCAACACCUUGGAGCUCUUCGACAACCGCCUGACCACCGUCCCCACCCAAGCCUUUGAGUAUCUCUCCAAGCUGCGGGAGCUGUGGUUGCGCAACAACCCCAUCGAGAGCAUCCCCUCCUACGCCUUCAACCGCGUGCCCUCCCUGCGCCGCCUCGACCUGGGCGAGCUCAAGCGCUUGGAGUACAUCUCCGAAGCUGCCUUUGAGGGCUUGGUCAACCUCCGCUACUUGAACUUGGGGAUGUGCAACCUGAAGGAGAUCCCCAACUUGACGGCCUUGGUGCGGUUGGAAGAGUUGGAGUUGUCGGGGAACCGCCUGGGGCGUGUGCGGCCAGGUUCCUUCCAAGGCUUGGGGAGCUUGAGGAAGCUCUGGUUGAUGCACGCGCGCGUGGCGGCAGUGGAGCGCAAUGCCUUCGAUGAUCUCAAAGCUUUGGAGGAGCUGAAUUUGGCCCACAACGAGCUGGCCUCGCUGCCCCACGACCUCUUCGCCCCCUUGCACCGCCUGGAGCGGGUUCACUUGCACCACAACCCUUGGCGCUGCGACUGCGACGUCUUGUGGUUGAGUUGGUGGUUGAGGGAGACGGUGCCCAGUAACACCAGUUGCUGCGCCCGUUGCCACGCGCCGCCGGCAUUGCGGGGGCGUUACUUGGGGGAGCUGGAACCAGGGCAUUUCACCUGCUAUGCGCCGGUGAUUGUGGAACCCCCGGCCGACCUCAAUGUCACCGAAGGGAUGGCGGCCGAACUCAAGUGCCGUACCGGCACCGCCAUGACGUCGGUCAACUGGUUGACCCCCAACGGGACGUUGAUGACCCACGGUUCCUACCGGGUGAGGAUCUCUGUCCUUCACGACGGUACCCUCAACUUCACCAACGUCACUGUGCAGGACACGGGGCAGUACACCUGUAUGGUCACCAACGCCGCUGGCAACACCACCGCCUCCGCCACGCUCAACGUCUCGGCAGCCGAUGCCGCCGCUGCUGCCGCUGCCGCUGCUGCUGCUACCGGUUACACCUAUUUCACCACCGUCACGGUGGAAACCACCGACGCCGGCGGCGAGGAACCAGCUCCGCAAACCGCCCCGGCGCCCACCGUCGGGUGGGAAAACGCCGGUGGCUCCACAGCGGCUCCAGCCACCCGUGCCACCGGUAAACCCUUCACCGUCCCCAUCACGGCGGCGGCGGCGGGGGCGGGUGGGGGGUUACAGGAUCUGGACGACGUCUUGAAGACCACCAAGAUCAUCAUCGGGUGCUUCGUGGCCAUCACCUUCAUGGCGGCCGUCAUGCUGGUGGCGUUCUACAAGCUCCGCAAGCAACACCAGCGCCACAAGCACCGCGGCGGCCCCGCGCGCGCUGUUGAGAUCGUCAACGUAGAGGACGAGUUGGCCGGGGGGACCGUGGUGGCGGUGGCGGCGGGUAGCGGUGGGGACAACCGGUUGGCGUUGCCGGCGUUGGAGCGGGAUCACCUCGACCGUUACGCCGCCUUCGCUGCCCAUUACAGCAACAGCGGCGCGGCGCUGGGCUGCGGCAAGAACCCGCUGCUCAACUCGGUGCACGAACCCCUGCUCUUCAAGAGCCCCUCCAAGGAGAACGUGCAGGAGACCCAGAUCUGACCCCUCCUCCCACCCCCCCACCCCCCCCGGGGGACCCUCCCCCACCCCCACCCAUUGCUGCACCCCCCACCAUGGAGGGGGGAACGCCCAGCGGUGGCAGCGGGGUGGGGGGGGUGGGGGGUGGGGUGAUUGGGGGGGGAGGGGGGGGGCACGGAGGUGUGCAAGGAAGGACUGGUGUGGUGCACGGGGGCGUGCGACGGACUGGUGCAAUGCACGAGGCAGCGCGAUGCACAGUGACUUGCAGUGAAGGACUGGUGCAAUGCACAGGGCCGUGCAAGGAAGGACUGGUUCAGUGCACGGGGCCGUGCGAGGAAGGACUGGUGCAAUGCACGGGGCCGUGCAAGGAAGGAUUGGUGCAAUGCAUGGGGCCGUGUGAUGCACGGGGUCUUGCACUGAAGGACUGGUUCAAUGCACGGGGCCAUGCAAGGAAGGACUGGUGCAAUGCAUGGGGCCAUGUGACACACAGGGUCUUGCAGUGAAGGACUGGUGCAAUGCACGGGGCCGUGCAACGCACAGGAUCUUGCAAGGGAGUGGUGCAGUGCACAGGGGCAUGCGACACGUGGGGUCAUGUGAUGAAGGACUGGUGCAAUGCACAGGGCGGUGCAAUGCACGGUGACUUGCAGUGAAGGAUUGGUGCAAUGCAUGGGGUCUUGCGAGGAAGGACUGGUACAAUGCACAGGGCAGUGCAAUGCACAGUGCCUUGCAGUGAAGGAGUGGUGCGAUGCACGGGGUCUUGCAAGGAAGGAGUGGUGCAGUGCACAUAGUUGUGCAACGCACGGUGUUGUGCGACGAAGGACUGGUGCAAUGCACGGGGCCGUGCAAUGCAUCGUGACUUGCAGUGAAGGAGUGGUGCAAUGCACAGGGUCAUGCAAUGCACGGUGUUGUGCAGUGAAGGACUGGGGCCGUGCAAUGCACGGUGUUUUGCAACAAAGCACAGCGUUGUGCAAUGCACAGGGUUGUGCAAUGAAGGACUGGUGCGCUGCACAGGGUCGUGCAACGCACGGUGUCUUGCAAUGAAGGACUGGGGCUGUGCAAUGCACGGUGUUUUGCAACAAAGCACAGUGUUGCACGAUGCACAGCGUUGUGCAAUGAAGGAGUGGUGCAAUGCACAGGGUUGUGCAACGCACGGUGUUUUGCAACAAAGCACAGCGCUGUGCAAUGCACAGGGUUGUGCCGUGAAGGGCUGGUGCAGUGCACAGGGUUGUGCAAUGUACAGGGUUGUGCAACGAAAGACUGGGGCUGUGCAACGCACAGUGUUUUGCAACUAGCACAGCGCUGCAUGAUGCACAGCGUUGUGCCGUGAAAGGCUGGUGCAGUGCACAGGGUUGUGCAAUGUAUAGGGUUGUGCAACGAAAGACUGGGGCUGUGCAACGCACAGUGUUUUGCAACUAGCACAGCAUUGCACGAUGCACAGCAUUGUGCGGUGAAGGACUGGUGUGAUGCAUGAGGUUGUGCAAUGCACGGCCUUUUGUGGGGAGGGAUUUGUGCAACACGUAGUGUCUGCAGCAAAGGACUGGUGCGUUGCACGGCAUUGUGUAAUGCACAACCCGUUGCAGCGGAGGACUGGUGUAAUGCAUGGUGUCUUGCAAGGAGGGGGUUGUGCGACACACGGGAUCGUGCAAUGCACAGUGUCGUGCAACAAAGGUUUCAUGCAGUGCAUGGUGUCACGCGAUGAGGGACUUGCGCGAUGCACGGGGUUGUGCGAGGCGCAGCCUCGUGCAAGGAGUGACUUCUGCGUUGUGCAGCCUCGUGCGCUGCACAGCCUCGUGCUGUGGAGCCCUCGUGCAACGCACGUGGCUUGUGCAAUGGUGGCCUUGUGUGAUGUGUGGCCUGGUGCGAUGCACAACCUCAUGCAAUACCAUCCCCCGUGCAAAGCAUAGCCCUGGGAAGCACAGAUCCUUGUGCAACACCCGGCCUCGUGCCACACGUGGCCUUGUGCAACACGCCACCUCGUGCCCCCCCCCUUCAUGAGGAGGACAUGGAAGAGACACAGACGGGAGGGGCCGGGCAACACGUGGCCUCAUGCGACGUCGGCUCCGUGUGACAGUGGCGUCGUGCAACACGGGGCCUUGUGCAAUGGCCACGCAGCUGCACGCACCCCCCCUCCCCCCGCCCCAGAACACCACGAGGAGGACACGCGAGAGACACAGCCACCACGGCCUCAUGCAACAGCCUUGUGCGAUGUGGGGUCUCGUGCAACGGCCUUGUGCAAUGGCUGGCCUUGUGCAAUGGCCUCGUGAUGCGGGGCCUCGUGCAACGGCCUCGUGCAACAUGGGGCCUCAUGCAGUGUCGUCGUGCAAGGGCCUCGUGUGAUGCCUGGCCUCGUGCAAUGGCCUCGUGCAACAGCCUCGUGCAAUGCAGGGGGAAGUGGGGGGGGGGCCUUGUGCGCCACGCUGCCCCCCCCGCUCCCCCUCCCCCCCCAGCCCCGUGCUCUCGCUUGCUUGCGGCCCCCCCCCGCCGCCCCUCCCCCGCCCCUGCCCCUCCCCCCCAGGGCCGGGGGGGGAGAGGGGCUGGGGGGGCCCCGGGGGCUUUUCUAGGCCCGUGGGGGGAUUUUUUAAUUCGCCGCGGCCGACACUUUCCUAUUUUAAUAAAAAUCCAUCACGGUGUUUCCAACCGCCGCCGGCGCCUCUCUGCUGCUGGGGCUUGGCGUGUGCUUGGCGUGUGCUUGGCAUGUGUGUGGCAUCCCCUUGGCGUGUGCGUGGCAUCUCCGUGCUGUGGCACGUGUGUAGCGUGUGCUUGGUGUGUCCUUGGUGUGUGCUUGGCAUGUUCAUGGUGUGUGUGUGGCGUGUGCUUGGCAUGUCCUUGUUAUGUGCUUGGUGUGUGCAUGGUGUGUGUGUGGCAUCCCCUUAGCGUGGGUUUGGCAUCUGUGUGGUGUGCCUGUGGCAUGUAUGUAGUGUGUCUUUGGUGUGUGCUUGGCAUGUACAUGGUGUGUCCUUGGUGUGCGCGAGGCGUGUGUGAGGCUGCGCGGGCGGGGAUGCUGCACAUGCCAAGCCCACACUAAGAACACGCCGAGCCCACGCUAAGGACAUGCCAAGCCCACGCUA